This is a messenger RNA of Closterium sp. Naga37s-1, 1794 nucleotides long. The record is from the annotation of a GenBank genome assembly. Lineage: Eukaryota; Viridiplantae; Streptophyta; Zygnematophyceae; Desmidiales; Closteriaceae.
AGCAUCGCGAUGCUCUCCUCGGCCGCCCCGAAGCGUCGCGAUGCUCUCCCCGGACGCCCCCAGAGCGUCGCGAUGCUCCUCCCUGGACGCCCCCAGAGCGCCGCGAUGCUCUCCCCUGACGCCCCAGAGCGUCGGGAUGCCUCUCCCCAGCCGCCUCGGAGCGUCGCGAUGCUCUCCCCGGACGCCCCAGAGCGUCGCGAUGCUCUCCCCAGCUGCCCCGGAGCGUCGCGAUGCUCUCCCCGAACGCCCCAGAUCGUCGCGAUGCUCUCCCCGGACGCCCCAGAGCAGCGUCGCGAUGCCCUCCCCGGACGCCCCAGAGCGUUGCGAUGCUCUCCCUGGCCGCCCCGGAGCGUCGCGAUUCUCUCCCUGGACGCCCCGGAGCGUUGCGAUGCUCUCCCCGGACGCCCCGGAGCGUCGAGAUUCUCUCCCUGGCCGCCCCAGAGCGUAGCGAUGCUCUCCCCGGACGCCCCAGAGCGUCGGGAUGCUCUCCCUGGACGCCCCAGAGCGUCGCGAUGCUCUCUUCGGACGCCCCAGAGCAUCGCGAUGCUCUCCCCAGCCGCUCCGGAGCGUCGCGAUGCUCUCCCUGGACGCCCCCAGAGCGUCGUGAUGCUCUACCCGGACGCCCCAGAGCAUCACGAUGCUCUCCCCAGCCGCCCCGAAGCGUCGCGAUGCUCUCCCCGGACGCCCCAGAGCGUCGCUAUGCUCUCCCCGGACGCCCCAGAGUGUCGCGAUGCUCUCUCCGGCCGCCCCGGAGCGUCGCGAUGCUCUCCCCGAACGCCGUGGAGCGUCGCGAUGCUCUCUUUGGCCGCCCCAAAGCGUCGUGAUGCUCUCUCCGGACGCCUUAGAGCGUCGGGAUGCUCUCCCCAGCCGCCCCGGAGCAUCGCGAUGCUCUCCGCGGACGCCCCAAAGCGUCGCAAUGCUCUCCCCGGACGCCCUAGAGCAUCGCGAUACUCUCCUCGGCCGGCCCCGAAGCGUCGCGAUGCUCUCCCCGGACGCCCCAGAGCGUCGCGAUGCUCUCCCCGGACGCCCCGGAGCGUCGCGAUUCUCUCCCCAGCCGCCCCGGAGCGUCGCGAUGCUCUCCCCGGACGCCCCAGAGCGUCGCGAUGCUCUCCCCGGACGCCCCAGAGCGUCGCGAUGCUCUCCUCGGACGCCCCGGAGCGUCGUGAUGCUCUCCCCGGAUGCCCCGGAGCGUCGCGAUGCUCUCCCCAGCCGCCCCGGAGCGUUGCUGAUGCUCUCCCCGUACGCCCCCAGAGCGUCGCGAUGCUCUCCCCGGACGCCCCGGAGCAUCGUGAUGCUCUCCCCAGACGCCCCCGGAGCGUCGCGAUGCUCUCCCCGGACGCCCCAGAGCGUCACGAUGCUCUCCCCGGACGCCCCAGAGCGUCGGGAUGCUCUCCCAAGCCGCCCCGGAGCGUCGCGAUGCUCUCCCCAGCCGCCCCGGAGCGUCGCGAUGUUCUCCCCGGACGCCCCAGAGGGUCGCGAUGCUCUCCCUGGACGCCCCAGAGCGUCACGAUGCUCUCCUCGGACGCCCCGGAGCGUCGCGAUGCUCUCCCCGGCCAAGCCAGCAAGGGCGUGGGAGGGUUGCGAGCAUCAUCGGUCAUCGGCGCUCGCGAUGAAGAGCGCCCGCUGCACUUCGUGCACAUGUGUGGAUCCUACUGCGUUUUGGGGGUAGAAGCGCUCAUUCCAAGCGUUUUUUUUCCGCCGGGUCACGUGGCUGCGCUUGUCUGGUCCUAUUGCCAAGCCAGCAAGGGCGCGGGAGGGUUGCGAGCAUCAUCGGUCAUCGGCACUCGCGAAUGA